UAUCCAAAUUUCCAAAACAAAAAUAAAAAACACGUGCUAAUAAUAAAUUACAUUACAAUAUAAAAAUGGAAGUCACAGCAAGGGACCUUCCAAAAGGAAAUUUCAGGAUACAUGUGAUUUUCAACCAACUAAUAAAUUAAACAAUGGCUUCAAAGUCCUCAUAAUCAAGCUAGGAAAGUGAGGCGAAGGAAGCAUUGAAUAAAUGCCAAAACACCAUCACUAAAAAGCAAAUGGCUGGACCGUCUAAGCCAUUCUAUUCCAUGAACCUAAUGACUUAAAGCCCUACUUUUAUAUAAAUUAAGUGCUUAAAUCCAUACACAUGGAUAAAAAAGGCAGUUCUAUAUAAACUAUAUAUUCUUUACUAUGCUUGACAGGCCGGUAGGAAGCAGAAAGUAGGAGAAACGCGUCUUUAGGUGGAACAUGCAUAAGGCAUCACCGAGGACAACCUGUAUUCAUAGCAAAACCGCGUGUUAUUUCAGCAACUAUUUAAAAUCUUGCCAACGGCAACAACAAAGAUAUUUCCAAAGGACUUAAUGUUCACUCUUUUUUGUCUUGUUUGAAAGUUUAUAUUCCCACAAGUCGUGAUAAAUAAGUUUGUGAGGCUUUGAAGCUGAAUAAUGUAACAAGAUGUUGAGCUCCAAUUAUUAAGCUGUUAAAUUGAUAUUGAUAUGAAGCUUGUGCUUAAUGAGCUCGUUUAUUAAUCGAAGGAGCCUAUCCAAGCGUUUUAAAGAGGUCAAGCCUAAAUAACUUCUUAGCAGCCUGGCUCAUUUCUGCCCAUAAUUACUAGAUAUGAUAUAGACUACUACCAUUGGCAUUUUUUGCACGGAAUCAACAAACUAUGAAAAUAUUUUUUGAAAAGCCAGAUUUUCACAUUGUCAACUAGGCGUGUUAAAGUGCCAUUUCUAUCAAAACCAUAUGCUUCUAAAAUCCCUUUCGGUGGAUUGUUUUUGUACAACACACGCAGUCAUUCAAAUCAAAGGACUUGACUUUUACUUUAGGGUUGGUUUAGGGGGCACAGACCAAACAUACUUGGUAAACCCAUAUCUCACGCCUUGCAUUUAACACGUGACUAAAUUAAAACCACAUCUUGAACAAGCAAAGGCAAUUUCCACAUCUUGAACAGGCAAAGGCAAUUUUAUCCAUUUGCUUGCUCUGAUCCAUUAUAUCAUGAUUUUAAUGAAUAAAAAGCUUUCAG
This is a messenger RNA of Rubroshorea leprosula, 1195 nucleotides long. The record is from the annotation of a GenBank genome assembly. NCBI's taxonomy places the organism in Eukaryota, Viridiplantae, Streptophyta, Magnoliopsida, Malvales, Dipterocarpaceae.